This is a messenger RNA of Effrenium voratum, 603 nucleotides long. NCBI's taxonomy places the organism in Eukaryota, Dinophyceae, Suessiales, Symbiodiniaceae. The record is from the annotation of a GenBank genome assembly.
AUGGUUGAGAUGCCUCGCUUCACCUGGGACCUCCGCACCUCGCUCCCGCGGCUGCGGGGGCUGCGGGGGCCCUACCUCCCGCCAGCAGCUUCGCAGUCGCGGCGCAUGAAGCGCUUGCGUCUCGCCCAGGCGCGCGAACGCUCCGGCUUCGACGGAUCGAGCUUCAGCCGCUGGGACCUGCAAGUCCUCUGGCAGCCGUGCGCCUGGAAUUCCAGCACCGCGCGCCCGGCGCCGAGGAGGUGCCGUUAUGAUGCCCGUCAAAGAGUGCUGGCCUUUGCUAAAUCUCAAGACGCCUCACACGGGCUCCUGCUGCUGACCCGCAACCAGGAGAUUGGAAUAUAUACGCCUCAGGUGGGGUUGCUUGCAGCAGCCUUCCGGUGGCAAGAGCUCUCGCCAGACUGGCACUGGCUCAGGGCGAUCGGACGGAACGACACCACGGCCUUCUUCUGCGAUGGGAAGCACGUGGCCACGGUACCAGCCGGAGUGAGGCAGUGGCCUGUGAGGUUUGGCGGCGACAUCGACGCCAAAAAUCCCCAGGGCGCCGGGCGUCUGCGAGAAAUUCGGUUUCGAGCCUGGAAUUCGGAGACCUGCGACCGGCCAUAG